This is a messenger RNA of Plasmodium vinckei vinckei, 1110 nucleotides long. RefSeq names its product conserved Plasmodium protein, unknown function. NCBI's taxonomy places the organism in Eukaryota, Apicomplexa, Aconoidasida, Haemosporida, Plasmodiidae. The transcript has a single exon. Bases 1 to 1110 code for a protein of 369 amino acids. The record is from RefSeq and is a predicted model, not a curated record.
AUGAAUAGUAUAUAUAAAAAAUUAAUAUGUAUUAGUCGGCAUAGAAUAAAGAACAAUUUUUUUUUAAUAAGUUAUGGUAAUAUAAAGGUAAAUGAAUUUAAAAUACAAAAGAGAGAUUUUUUUUUUUUUAAAAAUGAUAAAAAUGAUAUAAUUAAAAAUGAAAUUGAGGAAAUAUUAAAACAAGACGAUUAUUCAGUACUUACAAAACAUAAAAAAGUGGAACCUUCAAGCCAAAAUACUGUAGAAAACAAUUAUGGAAAUAAUAAUAAAAGUAGAGGAAAAAUAAAAAGAUUAUUUAUAUUUAUAGCAUUUCAAAGUAUACCAAUAAUAGGAUUAAUGUAUUUAUUUAAAUAUAUUGAAGAAGUAAAAUUAGCAGAAUUAAACUAUUCAUUUGAAACAUCUGAUGAUAUUAUAAAUGAGACAAUAAAAUUGAUAGAAGUUAAUCCCAAAUGUUAUUGUCUAUAUUCCAAUAAUAAUGAAAUUAAUACCUUUUUUAUUGAUCCAUUAUAUCCAGAAAAUUCAGAAAUAAAUUAUGAACAAGGAAUAAAUAACAAGGAGCGUAAUACUGUUACUCUUAUGACGAGUGAGAAAAAGGAAUCCGAAGAAAAGCCAUUAGCAAAUGGUCAUUUUCAGGAUAGUGAAAUGUCGAAAUUACCAAAUAAUGAAACAGAAGACAAUAAAGGAACUAUUGAAAGUCUCAUACAAUCAUUAAAUACCCCGAUUAUUCAAAAGGCUAUGGGAGUAAAAUCAUCAACUGAACUACCUUUAAAUUAUUUAUAUUUUUGUAUAUCCAAAAAUAGUGAUAUACAUAAUUUUUUAAAAAAUAAAAAUAAUAAUAUAAGUAUAUUAUAUAGUGAUGAUAAAAAAAAUGUAUAUGCUACCUUAACAGGUAAUGGAACAAUAAUAGAAAAUGAAAAUAUCAAAAAUAUUGUAUGGACAAAUAAAUGGGCUUAUCUUAUACCAGACGAUUACAAAGAUAAUUAUAUAUUAAUUAAAUUUACUCCAUCUCUAAUUUCAAUUAAAACUAUUGGUUUAAAAAAUACACAUUGGAAAAGUAACAUAGUUAAACGAGGGUUGGUUGAUGACAAAAUAUCGUGGAUUAAAAUGUAG